Dromiciops gliroides (monito del monte) is the source of this 525-nucleotide messenger RNA. Its product is annotated as zymogen granule membrane protein 16-like. NCBI's taxonomy places the organism in Eukaryota, Metazoa, Chordata, Mammalia, Microbiotheria, Microbiotheriidae. The coding region runs from base 1 to 525 and encodes 174 amino acids. The transcript has 3 exons. The record is from RefSeq and is a predicted model, not a curated record.
AUGCUGCUGCUGUUCCUGACACUUGCUCUCCUUGGAGGCUCAGCCAAUGGAGUUCAGCAAAGCCAGUCCCAAAGUAUCAUUGGAAAAGUAGAAGAGGGCACCAGUUUUUCCUUUAUUAAAGAGGGGCAGGAAAUCAAUGGAGUCCGGGUCCUAGUUGCAACAUCAGGUUACCUGAGUAGCAUCCAAAUACGGUAUGGAACUACAUGGAGUGAAAGAUAUGGUAGUACAGAAGGCUCUCCCGAGGAAGUCAUCCUGAACCCAGAUGAGUUCAUUGUCAAAGUGACUGGCAGCAAUGGCAAUACAAAGUGUCUCCAGCACCUCACCUUUGUGACUGACCAAGGCAGGAAACUUGAGUUUGGCAAAGUUGGUCCAAAUCAGUUCACAGCUUUCCCCACAGAGGACGGGAAGGCACUGUCUUCUAUCUUUGGACGAUAUGAUUCAACAUGCCUAACAGGUUUUGCAUUUGAUUGGGUGCUCAGAGUGAAGACAAAAAAAGAGAUUGUGAACAGCAAAAUUAAACAAUAG